Messenger RNA from Linnemannia hyalina, 735 nucleotides. Lineage: Eukaryota; Fungi; Mortierellomycota; Mortierellomycetes; Mortierellales; Mortierellaceae. The record is from the annotation of a GenBank genome assembly.
AUGACAGACUACACACCUACCUCCCACAAGGACAUCAACCAAGUCCACCGCCUAAAGGACCGAGCCCACUACGACUCCGAGGCCAUCAACUCCAUCCUUGACAACAACAUGCUUGCCCACGUCGGGUUCACUCUUCCCCCCGGGGUUGCUGAGGAGGAUGAUUGGCCUUUUGUUAUGCCCAUGUGCUAUGGGCGUAUCGAGGAUACUGUUUACAUCCAUGGAUUUGUCAGUGGACGCAUGAUGAAGGCGCUUUCUUCGGACAACCUCCCCAAAGUCUGCAUCACCGUCUCGCAAGUAGAUGCCUUGAUAGUAGCAAUGUCGCCCUUCCACAACUCCUUCAACUAUUUCUCCGCCGUCGUUUUCGGUCACGGCCGCCUCGUCACCGACCCCGAAGAAAAAUCCCGCGCCCUCGAAGUCAUCACCAAUCAACCCUUCCGCCACGCCGACCGCUGGAACGAUUCCCGACUCCCCAACAAGAUCGACCUCCAGUCGACUAAAGUCAUUGCGGUCCGAAUUGAGAAAGCGAGUGCGAAGCACAGGAUUGGCGGAGUGAAUGAUGAUUUGAAGGAGACCAAGGAUGAGGAGCUGUGCAAGAAGCAUUAUUCGGGAGUUGUCCCUUGUAAGAUGGUUUAUGGGGCACCUGUGGCUUCGAGUUAUAACCAGGCACCGACGCCUGCUUAUUUGGAGUCUGAGGUGUUGAACAAGGAGAAGGUUAUGUAUCACGUCACGGAAUAA